Aspergillus uvarum CBS 121591 is the source of this 419-nucleotide messenger RNA. RefSeq lists its product as uncharacterized. Lineage: Eukaryota; Fungi; Ascomycota; Eurotiomycetes; Eurotiales; Aspergillaceae. The transcript is spliced from 2 exons. Bases 76 to 354 code for a protein of 92 amino acids. The record is from RefSeq and is a predicted model, not a curated record.
CUGUGAUGCUAUGCUGAGGGUUCAUCUUGUGUGUAGUGGGAGCGAUCUAUUAUUCCAAGCUCUGGGAAGUAGUUAAUGUGGUCCAUGCUCAGCCACCCCAAUGCUGCUUUUCUUUUCUUAUCUUUUCCUUUCUCAGCAACAGCAUGUCGGUGGGCUACGGUACCAAACUUACUCGCCGUAUAUAAAGUAUUCACGCUUACUGGGCUCGGUCCAAGGAGCCCGAGCUUUUGUGUUCUCAUACGGGGUGAACGAGGCUCCCGUCGCGAAAGGACUUUCAACAUCAUAAAGCGAUAUUUGAUAGACCUACAAUCUGGGGUCGCGGCUUUUGAAACAAAUCCAGCAACACGAGGAUAAGUAAGCAGGGAGGACAAGCAAAGCAAAAUAAAACGACAAUUUCAAACAAAGACCCGGAAGAGCAU